GAAACAAUCGCUCUGGAGAAACAGAUGAAAUCGGGUCGUAAAGUUAUACAGUGUCAUAUUUAUUACGUUAUUAUUUAUUCAGUGUGUUAUUUCCGUUAUAUUAUAGUUCACAAAUUAAAUGAAGUACGUAAAAUACUGCCAGGAAUCUGCUUGAAGAAAGCUAUUUUGAAGGGCCAACUACCGUUAUGACUUUUUCAGCUUUAUCAAAAUGCUAAUUUAAUAUACGUAAUACAAGACCACUAUUAUCAGAAAGUUACUGCCCAAAAGAUCACUUCAAACGCCGAAUUCCUUUGCAAUGCACCCAAAACUAUAUAUUAUUUUUCACUGUUGCACUUAUAAUUAAAUAUUGUUUCUGCGUUUGGAAGUUCUAUUUCCUUUAAAAUAUUAGUGUAAGCUUACUAUUUUUGACGAAAUUUUACAGAAACACGGUGAUGCCCAUAAUCGACAUACAAAUUACGGUAAUAUGCCAAAGUAAACAUAUUUUGUUUAUAAGGUAUUUGGUUUUUAAAGCGAUGGGAAAUGAAUAAAACAGAAUAUUUAAGAAAGGAAUGAAUUACAGCAAUAGCACUAAAAAUAUAUAUAACUUGAUCAUCGCAUCUGCUGGAAUAGAGAUUUGAUGUUUGGGUGGACUAAACCUCUGCUGGUCUUUUGAUUUUUUAGCAGCCCAUAAUUUCUAACAUCUGGUUUGGUAAAAUGCAAUUCAUUUUGUAAUUUGCCUGUCACUUGAUUUGAUGGUUAAAAAUCAGAUUGAUGGAGGGUAUUGAAGAUUACAGUGGUCAUGCUGAUAAAGUUUUGUCAGAUUUAAGAGAUGCUGUUGUAAAUGCUGAUGACAAGUUAAUCCAGUUGCAAAAGGAACUUGACAGCCUGGAAAGGAAAGCAUUAGAGAAAGACCAUGACUACGGACAUCACAAUAGUAAAAGUUCAGACUUGAAUGAUGACGACAUAUCAAAAUAUUUGGAAGACUAUUCUGAGGAAAAUACCAUAGAUGACAGCAUUCUGACAUCUCUGCGUUCAUCAGCAUCACUGAGUUAUGCCGCUGCAGCAACGAAACCAUUUGAAACAUAUCAGAGUCAAAGCAAACCUGCACCUGCCAAAUCCAUCAAUCAAUUUUCAACACCUGUAGAAAACAAUAAAACUAAUGAAAGUCAUUCCAAUAAAUCAAACGAGGAUGAAAUGAAUGAAAGAUGGGGUUGCCUGAGAAAUGUUUUAGCAGAAGACAAUUCAGGUCCUUUAUCAAGGGAUGAUAUGCUUAAGGAAGUUUUACAAGCAUCAACAAUGAAACAGACAAGUCCAUUGAAAAAUCGAUCAGAUACACCUGAGAAACGGUCAAUAACGAUGACUUCACCUAGAAGUUCAACUCCAAAAUAUUCUUUUUUGUAUCCAGAACUGUUUAAAGAAAGAGAAAAACAGCUUAAUGAAGCAAGGCCAGAAAGGAAAAGCAAAGACAAAUUUCUCCAUGCAGAGAGAGAACAUAGUCAAAAUGACAGGUUCUUUAAGCCGAUUCAGCAUGAAUUAUUAUCAUCUAGAAGUGAAGAAUCUUAUGUACAACCAUCACAUGCUGAAAUAGAAGCCAAAAUAGAGAAUAAAAGAUUACAAAAACUGUUAGAAGAUGAAAAAAAGAAAAAUAGCAAGCUAACGAGCAAGGUGUCAUCCCUUGAGAAAGAUCUUGAAGAACUUCAGUGUAAAAUUGAACUGAAAAAUCAUGAUCAAGUGACUGGAAAAAUUGCUGUCAUAGUUGAAGAGAUCCAGAAGGCUCAAAAGUUACGUGAAAAUGCAAUGAUGGAACGGUUAAAUAUUGCUGCACGAGAUAGAGAUGAAGCAUUAAUGAGAGCAAAAGCAAUGCAUAUGAAAAAUUUACAUUUGCAAAAGAAGGAUACUUUGAAUCCCCAUGGAAGUGAUAAGACUAUUGCAGAUAUUGUUGAUAAAAUUACAAUGGCAGAUUCCGCAACAGUCAUUGAAAAAUACGGAAGUAAACUAAUCGAGAGAAUAAAUAAUUUGAAAAAUGCAAAAGCUCGUAUCACAGCUGAAGAAAUGGCUGUUGUUAUGAAAGAGAGAGAUGAUGCCAUAGCUAAAAGUCACUCCCUUCAUCAGGAACUUCAAAAUUGUGUUGAAGAAUUGAAUAAUUUGAAAAAAUCUCAGAAUACUUCAGUCAAUACUACUUUAACAGCAAAGGUUCUGUCCACUCAAGAAGAAUGUGAACAAACUCAAGUUAAAUUGAGCGAUGCUGAAGAGGAAAUACAAAUGCUGAGAAUUUAUUACAGUUUGCACAAAUCCCUCACUCUUGCGCAAGAUCGAGAACUGGUAGAAAGAUAUCACAAAUAUCUGGGAAAUAUAAAAGAAGAUGCUAUAAAGAGAUCACAACAAACAAAAAAAGUUUUAUCUGAAAAUCAUCAAUUGCAUGAAAGCUUGGAGGAGGGUGAAAAAGAAAAUCAAAAUCUUCAAAAUGAAAAUUCAAAAUUGAAUCAAGAUCUAAAAUAUUUGCGAGAGAAAUGUGGGAAAUUGGAAAGGUUGGUAAAAGUUCUGCGUAGAAAACUCAUUUCACAAACGCAAGCUGUGUUAUUAAAUCAAGGGGGGACUGAAGAAGUUCAGCAGAAAGAAGAUUGAUUUUUUAUCAAUGAUGACAAAGCAUUAAUAUAAAAGAAAUGAAUGCACCAAGAGGAAAGUUCAAACUAAACUUUAUAAAAUAAUUCCAAAUACGAGUACCAAAUUGGAAGAAAAAAUUGAAAUGAUCUCAAAAUAAUAUUUUCAAUAGUGAACAUGUAUAUGGGUUUAUUAGACGAGUUACCAAGGUCAAUGUUGUUGUACAGUCUGUAUUCCAAAAGGCCCAUAAUGAAUACAUGUUUUACAAUAUUGAGAAUUUCAACUUAUACAAAGCUAUGACCUACUGGCUGAUCUGAUCCUACACCGAUCUUGAUUCAUUUAUCACUAUUCUUCAUUUAGGCUAGAAUAUACCUUUACACAAAAUACCUCUUGGUCAGCUUUUGUUUAGCUUUCUUGUUUAGCUUUCCUGAAAAUAUCACUAUAUAUAUCGCAGCCCAGGAGCCCUAUUCUAAGAGGAGACAAUUUAAAUAACAACUUGGAUACUCUGAAGAUUAUCUAACGUUUGUAUUUGGAAAUGAUUUCACAUUAGAGGCACAAAAUUAUUUCUAUACCUAACAAUAUAUUAAAAAAAUAUAUUCAGUAAAACUGUUACCUAUCAUUUUAGUAUUAUGCUGCUUACACUAUUGUUUUAUGUUCACUGUGUUGCCAAAUUUACCUGAUACUGUAUAAAAUGAACAUCACAAACCAAGUACUUGAAAAUCAGUGCAAUAUUGUGUUUUAAAAUAGUCAUGGUCUUUGCCAAUCCUUCAAUUGAAGUUUGAUUCUAUUGUAUUAUCAAAUUGUUACAUGAUCGUUUGAUAUUUUUAUAUUUAUUUCAUUUAACCUCUCUCGGUUUGCACAUAAUGUCUUUCAGUAUCAAUUCGAAGACUAAGAAAUAACACAUACUUUCAUCUUAUUUAUUGUUUGGUACAACUGACCGAUAUAAAAUCUGGUAUAACUGACUUCUAUCUUCUAGCGAUCCAUAAAAAACCUUAAGAUAAAUAAGAAUGGCAAAUAUAUUCACUUAAUAGCAAGUAUAUUUGUAAGCUUUCAUUGGAUCAUAGUCUAACUUUUUCAGACAAAACAAGAUAUAACCUAAUCAAACAACGAAAUUCUUCACUAGCUUUUCUGUUUAUUAUUGCAUACAGUAUUUUAAAGCUUCUUAUGUUAGCAUAAUUGUUUGCCAAUUCCAUUGAUUGUCUUUAAUGUUUCUGAUUUUGAUUAUUCGUCAAAGCAAUUGAAUAUUCGUGUGCUAUUUAUGACUUGAUUUUUGGUGUAAUUAUUAAGAAAAAACCUGUUAUUCAAUUCAUUCAAACUAAUAUUCGUAUGUCUGUAAUAUUAGGUAAGAAUUAGGCACUGUUCUCUUUGGUGGUCAUUGUAAUCUAUAGGGGUAUUUAUUCUCAAAACGUUAUUUCAUUUUACUUCAAAGCAAAUAAUUUUAUAAAUUGUGUUUCAACAAAUCAAACUAAAUAUUUAUAAUAACUCAACGUUGUGUAAUCAUAGUAAAUGAUAAUCAAUAAAAUAUAUGCAUGCACAACCAGUGACGUUUCUAGGGGGUGGCAGUCAUCGGUGCCGAUUGAAUUGGGCUGCAAGAGAGGUGAAAAUUUUUAA
Styela clava is the source of this 4191-nucleotide messenger RNA. NCBI's taxonomy places the organism in Eukaryota, Metazoa, Chordata, Ascidiacea, Stolidobranchia, Styelidae. The record is from RefSeq and is a predicted model, not a curated record.